AUGAAAUUCUCUAUAUUUUUCAUGCUGGCUGCGUCCAUAACGCUUGGCGCAGCGGCUAGCGAUAAGAGGGCAGCUGGUGACGAGACGGACAAGGAAAAGAAGGCAAAGGACAAGAAGGCAAAGGACAAGAAGGCAAAGGGCAAACCAGCAAAGGGCAAACCAGCAAAGGGCAGACCAGCAAAGGGCAAACCAGCAAAGGGCAAACCAGCGAAGCCCAAGCCAGCUCCCAAACCAGCUCCCAAACCAGCUCCCAAACCAGCUCCCAAACCAGCUCCCAAACCAGCUCCCAAACCAGCCCCGAAAACUCCGGCCACAUGUCAGUUUGGUGGCUUAACUGGAGUUUGCAGAAACAGCUUUUGUAUAGUCGGUGGUACAGACACUGGGAUAAAUUCUGCCUGUGUCAUUGCCAACCUUUAA
Molecule: messenger RNA, 417 nt
Organism: Pyricularia oryzae 70-15
Lineage: Eukaryota; Fungi; Ascomycota; Sordariomycetes; Magnaporthales; Pyriculariaceae
Exons: 2
Coding region: 1-417 (138 amino acids)
Source: RefSeq, a predicted model, not a curated record